GAUUUCUAUUCUGGUUCGUGAUGUGCCGUGUGGCAUUUCUCUUUGUAAACCUCGAGAGUUGCAACAGCAAUGGCGACGGAAUCAAUUUGUCUCAAGGCCGUUACUUUCGCAAGGAUUACGACAAACCCAUCAAAUCAAUUUCGCAAAAGACGAAAACUUUCAUGUCGAAGUCGUCCUUUUCGAUUCGGUGUAAUUUGCUCCAAGACAUCUGAUUAUCAAGAUUUCCAGAGUUAUGCAAGACCUUUGCGUCUCUUACCAGUUGAAGAGGUGAAAAUUUGUAAAAAGAAUCCAUCUUUCACUGUGAGCGAAACUCGAUCUCUUUAUAAGGUUAAGCUUCAGACAAGUAAUGUGUUCGGUUCAGGGAUUAGUGAUAUGAAUGCUAGAGUUCUUAUAUGCUUGAUAGACGAAAAGGGUGAUUCGGUAUUACAGACAAUACCUGCAAAUUUUUCAUCUUUGGAUCCGGAGGUUGUGGAGAAUGGUGAAAGCUUCAAGUUUCAGAGAGGCUCUGUUGAUGAAUUCACAUUUGAAGGAACAAAACUCGGCAAAAUCAGAGCUUUUUGGAUUGGUCUUGAGUCUGGUCAAUGGAGAGUUGGAGGAGUGAGCCUGUGGGUGGUUAAUCCUCAGGGUAAAGAAACCGAUGCAGAAACCUUUUGUUACCGAUAUGAUUUUGAAGUUGAUGAACUCUUGCUUGGAGAGAGAAGUGACCUAUCUAUGGUGGAACUCAGGCCUAUACGUAUCACUGAACUCACUGACUCUGAUCAAAUCCCUUCAUCUACUUCUCUGGAUGUUGACCGUACAACGGUUUCCAAUGAGGAAAGCAUGGAAGAAUACGCAAACUUGAAACUCUCUCUGCUUCUCUAUGAUGCAAUUCUCAUCCUUCUUGGAAGUUCGGUUUUUUCAUUCUCACUAGGCGAAAGUUCCGCCAUUGCUUUCUUCUUUGGUGGAACAAUGGGAUUUCUCUACUUGCUGCUUUUACAGAGAUCAGUUGAUGAACUGCAAGCACCGGGAUCUUCUUCAUCCGGAAACUCCAAUCAAACACUAAGCGGAAGACUCAAGAUUCCUGUUUUGACCCUUGCAUUAGCCAUAGGAUUGACGGUUUUAGCCGUGAGAGGUCACAUUGGAGGAGAUCUUACUGCGUUUGCAGUCACACCAAAAGAGAUAUUGGUGGGAACUUUGGGGUUUCUUGUAUGCAAAGUAGCCGUUGUUUUGGCUGCGUUUAAGCCCUUGAAGGAUGGUUCUUAACUCUUAAGAGAGCCAAUGAUCUGUGUUUGUAAAUGACUGUGUUGUAUAUAACAGAUAUAUGUAAAUAAGAGAUACAAGUAAGUUAUACCGUACAAUAUAUAAAAUAGAUCAGUUUUUUAUA
Camelina sativa (false flax) is the source of this 1363-nucleotide messenger RNA. RefSeq lists its product as uncharacterized. Gene Ontology annotation, molecular function: protein binding. NCBI's taxonomy places the organism in Eukaryota, Viridiplantae, Streptophyta, Magnoliopsida, Brassicales, Brassicaceae. The record is from RefSeq and is a predicted model, not a curated record.